AUGGAAGAAGUUAAGCUGAGCAAGAAUCAAGAAAAGGUUAGUUAUAAAGGAUAAUAUCAGACUAAAAAAUAUAUUUUUCAGAAAAAACGGCGAGCCGAGGAACGAGAAAAAGAGCCGAAAGCAAAAAAGCAAAGGAAAGAGCCUGAUGCGCAUGACGAUUUGCCAAUGAAUGUUCCAUUCAAAAUUAUUGAUGGUUAGUGAUUUGAUUAAAAUGAAAAAAUAAAUAAAAAAUGUAAAAUUUUCUAGGAGUUCGACAUUUGAGUCCAUAUUGGGCGGUUUAUCGAACUCGGACUAAAGGAAGAUGGAUUGGUCGAAAAAUGGUGGAAGUUUUUGCGCAGGAAUUCUUGUCAACCAACAAAAAUUAUGCGGUGAGUAAGAUUGGGCAGUUUGAGAGGGAAAAAAUUGACACUAUAAUUAUCUUCCCCCCCCCCCCAAAAAAGGCGGAACAAAUUUAUAUUUAAAUGAGACUCACAACUUGUGCCCUUUUUCCACCUAAAAGAAUAUGAGAGGGACAAAAAACAGCGAAAAAAAGAAGAGGAUCCGCCUCCUAUCUACCAAAGAACCGUGUAGGAUGUGUUCAUUUUACGCUAAGUAGCUUGAUCCCCUGCGGCUAUAGGGUAUAAUUGAAUAGCAGGAAAAAAACGAAGGAAAAAGUGACUUUUCUGAUGAUGAUGCUGCUCAUCGAGUUUUUUUUCUUUGUAAACGAAAAAUGGAUGAGAUAAAUUGGGGCGAACCGAAAAAAAUUGAAAUGAAAUUGAGUUUUUUUUUCUUUCGGGGGGCAAAGUCGAAGAAGUGGGCGAUGAUAAAAUUACGGGAAAUAGAAUGCCGUGUAUCAAAAACUACUGGUGAAAAACUAGUUUAGCGGACCAAACGGUGUAAUGGAUAUAUUUAUAUAUUAAAGGUCCCGGUUCCGCCUCGCGACUAUUCUUUCAAACUUUUCAAAACUUUUCUUUCAUGCAGUGAUUCCUGAAAUAAAAAAAACCAAAAAAGUGAUUCACGAACGGUAUUUUUAUUCAUUUUUUAUCCAUUUUCUUAACAAAUUCCCAACUGAAUAAAGUGAAGCUAACAAUAAAACGCAUUUUUCUGUCCAGGAAUGCUAUUUCAAGACUUUCUAAUCAGCCUAAAAGAAAAUGAAAUUGGCGAUUUUCGAAAAUCAACAAUUUGAUUUUGAAGGCUUGAUUUGUCUUUUAGGCUGAUUUCUUGAAAUAUCAUUUCUUUACACUAAAAUGCGUUUUAGCUUCACUUUAUUCAAUGUGUUGAGAAAAUGAUAAAAAAAUGAAUAAAAAUUCCGUUCGCGAAUCAUUUUUUGGUUUUUUUAACGUUAAAAAACGUUUUUUUUUUCAUUUCUUGAAUCACACUAACCGCCUACACCAAAAAAUAAAUCCAAAAUGUUUUUCAAAACCGUUUUGAAAAUGGUUUACACUUUCUUUUUCAAUCAAAAAAAAGAUAUGGAUUUGCUUUUUUUUGCAAACUUCUCUAGCUUUUCUGAAAAAAUCUUCAAUGUGCUGCCGAAAAUUGUCGUCUCUUCGACAAUCCAUCAAAACCUCUCCGAGUCAACUGAUCCAAUAAUAAUCGUCGUGAACAAAAAAAACCAAAUAAAAAACGCUGUUCUCUAUAUUUUUUUUUUCAUAAACCAACCCCAAUAUGUUAUUGUUUCGAGAAAAACACAUAAAGAGACAAUUCUGUUCCACCAAAUUCAGAAUUUCACAAAAAAAAAAACCAAAAAUGUAGUUUGGUUGAAUUAUUAACAGGAGAGCUGUCACGAGAAACAUUUUUGAACAUUUUCAAAGUGAGCGCACAUUUUUUUCAUAAAUUCACUUAUCGGGCCAAUCUAUCUCAUCAUUUUUUUGCGAGCCCAUUGAUCAUGAUAGAUAGUUACUAAGAAAAUGUGAAAAAUGGUGAUAAAAAUGAUAAAUAGCUCUCAUAAAAUAGUCAAUACCUAUUCAAUCAGAUUUCAAUGCUUGCUUUCUACGUAGAUAUUUCUUCUAGUAAACAACAAUAGAAUCAAGAUAUGUUUCCAACUCAUAUAAUUUGCGUAGAAGAAGAAAAAACAGAAUAACAAGGUAUACAAAAGACGUAUUGUGUUGUCGAAAAAUAGGAAAAAUGGCAAAAAAAAAGUUUUGAACAACUAGGCAGCUGAGCAAAGUUUGUGUCAUUGAUAUUGGAAAGGAUCUCUAACCAAAACUCAAGUUUCAAAUUUCAUUUCGAAAUUUCACACUUUCUCAAAUAUCAAAAAUUGAGAUUGAGGUAAAAUAGUUUUGAAUUGAAGCAAAACCGAUUUUUUAAAAGAAAAAUUCUGAAUCGGCCCGAAAAUUAGAUUUGAUGGUCCGAUUACUAUUGGCCACUGGUCCAAUUCAAUAUUUUUUCCAAAAAUCGGUUCUUUUACACAUAUUUGUAUAGAUUUGGAUGUGUUUGACAGCAAAAAAAUGGAUAAAUAACAUUAUGGCUCUAAAUAUACGUAAAUACAAAUAGCCAUCCCAAAAAAAACCAAAAUGAAUAUUGAACUUUUAACAUGAUUUAUGUUUUUGUUUUUGUGGAUUGAUCCAUUUUCAAUAAUGAAAAAUAUAUAGAAAAACAGAUUUUAGAAUUUAAUUUUAAAAAAAUACGAAAAUUAUAGUCUGAAGAUGAACUGAGAUCAGUUUCAGCUAGCUCUCGAAGACGAAAAAAACUGAGAAAAUGAAAGAUUAGUGUAAUAUGAUGUUGCAAAAACAAACUCAACACAAAAUGUGAUGAAUUAUCGCUCAAAUUGAAAAAUGGAACGCUCAAAAAAUACCUGAAGUUCAAAGAAUGCAUUUUUUGCACAAUCAUUUUGUUUUCGUUUUUUUUGUCUUCUAUCGAAAACUGAAUCUACGACUAAAUUGUGUAAUUGCAAAAACUCGAAAAACACACAUACACACGAAAUAAACAAGCAAAAAAAAACGGCGAAAAUCAAACCCAGGACCUGAGAACUUGACCUAUCGUACCUAAGCAUGAAAUAUGAGAAGAUGUCAAAUUGAAUUUUCUAUCCCUCUAAGUUGUUGUGAUUUUGAAUUUCCACUUUUUUUUCGAGUUGUUUCAAUGGUAAAAUGCACUUGUGAUUUUUCAAUUGGUUGUUUAUAAAAAAACAAAUAUUAUUUUUAGUGCGAAACACGUCAAACUUAUGAACCGUGGAUAAAUGAGCUAAAGUGUUUUGUUUCAAAACAAUAACAAAAGGUUACGACAAUUUAUGAGAUAAAAACCUUUUCUGAAUGUUUGAAACUGAAAUAACUUUUAUCAGCACAUUUAAUUGUCUGCAAUUAUUCUAUACACAAAUCAAACCGUCUAAUUAAAUAUUUUUGUCCAAUACUCAAAUCGGAAAUGCGUCAACUUGUUCACAUUUUGACAAAAUUCGAUUUGGAACAACGGCUUUUAUCUGACAUGUGUCUAUCUUUUUGCCUCGGGGCAUUUUUGGAAGUGCCCUUUGACUAACUUAGGUCAACAAAAAAUCGUGAUACGUGAAGGGAGCGAAAAAAUAUCAAUUUUUCUAGAAAGUUGCCUGCAAACUUGGUCGAAUUUAUGUGAAUGGACAACAAAUGACAGAUCCGAAUUAUGUGAUGAAAAAUAGUGAUUUGGUGGAACACUGGGCGCAUCGACAUGAACAUCCAGUUAGUUAGAAUGCAAAAAAUUUCUUCAAGUUAAUCUUGUAGGUUCGUGAUCUACCGAUACGAAUAGUCAGCGAUUGCGAGGAUUUAUUAGUUGUUGACAAACCUCCAUCACUUCCUGUUCAUGCUUGUGGUCAAUAUGCUAUUCAUACGGUUUUAGGACAAUUACGAGUCACUUAUGGUAGAACUGGUCUAAGAGGUGAAUAAUACGUUUCAAGAAAAUGACAAAAUUUAAAAAAAUACGUUUUUCAGUGCUUCAUAGAUUAGAUCGAACAACUUCGGGUAUUCUUUUGUUUGCAAAAAACUACGAGACUGAUUUGGAAUUCAAAAGCACACUGAAGCAGGGAAAAUGGACAAAAGAAUAUGUCUGCAGACUUGAAGGAGAGUUUCCAGAGUAAGUAUUAUUUAUAUUACAUAUAUUAUAUACCUUUUUUGAAUUUUUAGUGGUGAUAUUGAAUGUAAUCAGCCGAUUGGUAAUUUGGUUAUUUCGAUGGGAAUUCAAUGUGUUCGAAGUGAUGGAAAGGAUGCACAUUCGGUAUUCACAAAACUAUGGUCGGAUGGGAAGGAAUCGGUGGUUAAAGUGAAGAUUACAACUGGAAGAACACAUCAGAUUCGAGUACACGCGCAAUAUUUAGGAUAUCCAAUUGUAGGCGAUCAAGUUUAUAAUUCCAAUAUUUGGGGAGACGGAAAAGGCAAAGAUGCGAAAUAUGGAAAAUCGUAUGAAGAAUUAGCGAAAGAUGUUCAAUCAGCUCAUAAAUCUGAGAAUUGGCAUGAAGAACCGAAUGAGGAAUAUGAGGAAAGAAUGCAAAAACUUGCCGAUGAUCCCGAUGUUCAACCGGAAGCUCUGAAUUUGAAAAUUGAAGAUCGACCAGAGAAAGAUGAGAUUUGUUUGAAAUGCAAUGUUGCGACCAAAAAAGUGCCACCUGGACAUUAUCAAUUAUAUCUACAUUGUUUACGAUAUGAGACAGAGAAAUGGUGUUUUAAGACAGAAUUACCGGAAUGGGCUGUGGAACCAAAUAGCUCCUAA
Molecule: messenger RNA, 4647 nt
Organism: Caenorhabditis angaria
Lineage: Eukaryota; Metazoa; Nematoda; Chromadorea; Rhabditida; Rhabditidae
Source: the annotation of a GenBank genome assembly